AUGUCUCAAUGUGAAGAUAUUCGUUUCUCUAAUGAUACUUAUCGUGUAUUACAAGUAGAUGAUGAAGGUGGACAAGAUUCAAGUGGUAAACGUAUUAGUGAUCUUUCAGGACCAUUAGCUCAGGGCAAGUUUUCGAUAUUUUAUAUGUCGACAUAUCAAACUGAUUUUGUCUUGAUCAAAGAUAGAAGGUUAAAACAAGCUAUUCAAUUGUUACAACAAAAUGGAUUCAUAUUUGAUCUAGAUUCCAUUGAACAAUGCUUAGGUAGUUCACCUAAUUCAAUACCUCAGUUAGAUAAAAAGAUAGAAAAUAAGCCACCACAAUCCAUCAUUAAUAAAGAAAAUUUUGAAAGGUCUGUUUUAAGUGAUGAAUUCCAAUGUGUUGGAUUAAAUCAUCAUUAUCGAUCAGAAUGGGCCAUGACAGUUCUCAAGAUCUUAUCUUAUCCUGAAUUAAUUUCAUUUGAUACUGAUAAAAGAUUUUUUUCAUAUACUGCAACGAGUGAUGGUAUUUCACUUAUUGCAAAUCAACGUAUAUUGAACUUAUUUGAACCAGAGUCUAUCUUUAGAGAUGAAGAAUCACAAACAUUUCGUGUUAUUCAAGUUAAUUUAGCUGGAUCUAAUUUAGAACGUUGCGGUAUUGUUUGGUCUAUUUCUCAUCCAUUAGCUACUGAAGCUCAUAUCAAUUUGUUAUAUCUAAGUACUUUUAAAAGUGCUAAUGUUUUGGUAUCAUCUGAAGACUUGGGAAGAGCAGAAGAAAUUCUUACAGAUGAUUUGGAAAAUAGUAAAGGAAUGCUUGCAGAAAUAGUUUUGGAACCUACUUUAUAA
This is a messenger RNA of Cokeromyces recurvatus, 822 nucleotides long. RefSeq lists its product as uncharacterized. NCBI's taxonomy places the organism in Eukaryota, Fungi, Mucoromycota, Mucoromycetes, Mucorales, Mucoraceae. Gene Ontology annotation, cellular component: cytosol. The coding region runs from base 1 to 822 and encodes 273 amino acids. Gene Ontology annotation, biological process: cellular response to L-arginine; regulation of intracellular signal transduction. The record is from RefSeq and is a predicted model, not a curated record. The transcript has 4 exons.